This is a messenger RNA of Trichophyton benhamiae CBS 112371, 2265 nucleotides long. Its product is annotated as alpha-1,2-mannosidase family protein. The record is from RefSeq and is a predicted model, not a curated record. The transcript is spliced from 6 exons. Gene Ontology annotation, cellular component: nucleus; cytosol. Lineage: Eukaryota; Fungi; Ascomycota; Eurotiomycetes; Onygenales; Arthrodermataceae. The coding region runs from base 1 to 2265 and encodes 754 amino acids. Gene Ontology annotation, biological process: protein quality control for misfolded or incompletely synthesized proteins; carbohydrate metabolic process; protein deglycosylation. Gene Ontology annotation, molecular function: peptide-N4-(N-acetyl-beta-glucosaminyl)asparagine amidase activity; carbohydrate binding.
AUGUUUGUUACUAGCUACAAAUAUAUUGCCAUUUUGGCACCUCUGUUCAUACUGUCGCUCACAUCUAAUGCUAAGGGCAAUGAUAUCGAUCUAACACAAUAUGUCGAUCUGUUCAUUGGAACUGAAGGCAGUGUUGCUGGCACAUCUUACAAUGGUGGAAACGUUUUCCCUGGCGCAGCUGUGAUUGUUACGUGGCUAACUUCUUUGCUCAAUAGCCAUGAUGUGGACGAGAAGAGGAAAGUCGAUGUGAAUGCAGGAUAUUCACCCGAUGGGAAUGUAUCUGCUAUAUCCUUCUUGCAUGAGAGCGGAACAGGAGGCGCACCUAAGUAUGGGGUGAUAUCUCAGAUGCCACUUUCAACCCUUGACGGGGUGGACGUAGCCAACAACAGGACAUAUAUGCAACCUCGAGUCGGCAAAGACUCCGCGUCAGUGGGGUAUUAUAAGACUAGGUUCCGAAAUGGAAUUACAGUAGAGAUGUCUGCUACUGACCACGCCGGGAUUCUCCAAUAUACAUAUCCAUCUUCUACAGGAAAGUUUGUCUUAGUUGACUUAAGCCAUUAUUUGCCAACCCAUGGAGAACCAAGCGCAAACCAGAUGUAUAGCAAUGGGAAGAUUGAUAUACAGGGCGGUGGGCGGAUGUACACCGGAUAUGGUAUUUAUCGAGGAGGCUGGAACGAAGUUCGAGGAGAGGCAAAGUUUUCAAAUCAGCAAACAAUCACAGGAGGACGAGAAGGUUAUCAGUAUGCAGACAGAAUCGGAGCUGUUUUCGAGUUUCCAUCAGGCACGAGGACUUUAAAAUCCAGGAUUGGCGUCUCAUUUAUUUCAACCGAGAAAGCAUGUCAGUUUAUUAAUGAGAUGAGGUCCUGGAACAUCAACGAUACCGUGAAUGACGCAAAGGGUCGGUGGAAUAGUGAAGUCCUGGGCACAGUGACAACGUCGGAUACCAAUAUAACGAGGCGGACAAUGUUGUAUUCCGCUCUAUAUCGUUCGCAUCUGCUUCCUAGUAACAGAACGGGUGAAAACCCAUAUUGGGAAUCGGCAGAACCUUACUAUGACGAUUAUUAUGCCAUAUGGGAUACCUUCCGAUGCCUGAAUAGUUUCUACUUAUUAACCAAGCCUCAGUUCGCGGCAGAAACCAUCCGUUCCUUGAUUGAUAUCUGGAGAUUCGAGCGUUUUAUGCCUGAUGGUCGAAGUGGCAAUGCAAACGGAAGAAGAUUAUUAUUGCUGACUAUGGAGACACAGGUUCAAGGAGGUAGCAAUGCAGACAAUAUCCUGGCAGACGCAUAUGUCAAAGGCCUUCAAAAGGGCGUUAACUGGACAGACGGGUAUUUAGCAAUGAGAACAGACGCUGAAGUAGUACCAUACAAUAACUUCGGGCCGGCAGAUCUGACUGGCUCCACAAAGGAAGGGCGUGGUGCCCUUCCAGAUUGGCUUCGGUAUGGGUAUGUGACUCCGAGUUUUGGUAGAAGCAUUAGCCGGACAGUUGAGUACUCGUUAAAUGACUUUGCUCUGAGCCAAGUUGCCAAGGAUCUAGCACCAGAAGAUUAUGAUAAGUAUCUGAACCGGAGCGCCGGGUGGCAGCGAAUAUGGCACAAAGACAUCAGCAGCCUCAACUUUACAGGGUUUCUAGCACCAACUUGGCCGAAUGGUUCUGUGACACCGGAGUAUGAUCCUCUCGAUUGCGGAGAAUGUGAAUGGAGUUCCCAUAGCUAUGAGGCGUUGCCAAUUGAAUACGGAUGGACUGUUCCAUUUGAUAUGAAAUCCCUAAUCAAAUUCAUGGGCGGGGAAAAAACAAUGGAGCAAAGGCUCGAUCAGAUGUUUGUUCCAGGACUCCGGAAAGGGGAUGUGGGUUCUGGCGGAACAAACACGCUAGGUAGCCUCAACCUCCUUGAUUCUACUCGACCGUCUGGACUUCCAGGGAAUAGUGACGCAGGAGCUAUUGAUAGCUGGCUGAUAUGGAACUUGCUGGGCCUGUACCCUGUGGUAACGCAGCCAGUUUAUCUGCUAUCAAGUCCGUGGUUUAACAAUGUUUCCGUUGCGGUGGGUGAUAACUCAAGGCUCACGAUCACAGCGCAAAACCUCGGUGAGGACAGCUAUUUCGUCCAGAGUGUCAAGGUCAACGGUAAGCUAUGGACUAAGAGCUGGGUGAGUCAUGAUGAUAUCAAAGACGGUGGGACCCUCGAGUUCGUAUUGGGCCCAGAAAAGAAGAGUUGGGAUACGGGAGAACUUCCGCCUAGCCCUGGACAUGUCGAGCUGGAUUUGUAG